CCACCGGGUCUCAGGUCAGAAAGCCGGGAGGGGAGGUGUGCAGCCAGAGCCACCCAAUCCCGUUGGGACAGAUUUCAUAACUUCCCGGAUAGGGCUGUGGUGGGUCACAGUGCAGUCUCCAGCCAGGAAGAUGGGGUGGCUCCCACUCCUGCUGCUUAUGAUGCAGUGCUCAGGGGUCCCUGGGCAGCGCUCGCCAUUGAACGACUUCCAAGUGCUCCGGGGCACAGAGCUACAGCAUCAACUACAUGCAGUAGUGCCUGGGCCUUGGCAGGAGGAUGUGGCAGAUGCUGAGGAGUGUGCUGGUCGCUGUGGGCCUUUACUGGACUGCCGAGCCUUCCACUACAACGUGAGCAGCCAUGGUUGCCAACUGCUGCCAUGGACACAGCACUCGCCCCACACUCGGCUGCAGCGUUCUGGGCGCUGUGACCUCUUCCAGAAGAAAGACUAUGUUCGGACCUGCAUCACGGACAAUGGGGUCGGGUAUCGGGGCACGGUAGCCACGACCGCGAGUGGCCUGCCCUGCCAGAGUUGGAGCCACAGGUUUCCCAAUGACCACAAGUACACUCCCACGCUCCGGAAUGGCCUGGAAGAGAACUUCUGCCGAAACCCUGACGCGGACCCCAGAGGUCCUUGGUGCUACACGACAGACCACGCCGUGCGCUUCCAGAGCUGCGGCAUUAAGUCCUGCAGAGAAGCGGCUUGUGUCUGGUGCAAUGGCGAAGAUUACCGGGGCGCGGUAGACCGCACUGAGUCUGGACGCGAGUGCCAGCGCUGGGACCUGCAGCGCCCGCACCAGCACCCCUUCGAGCCCGGCAUGUUCCUCGACAAAGGUCUGGACGACAACUAUUGCCGGAAUCCUGAUGGCUCCGAGCGACCCUGGUGCUACACCACGGACCCGCAACUCGAGCGAGAGUUCUGCGACCUUCCCCGCUGCGGGUCCGAGACACAGCCCCGCCAAGAGGCCACGACUGUCAGCUGCUUCCGCGGGAAGGGCGAGGGCUACCGUGGCACAGCCAAUACCACCGCCGCGGGCGUACCCUGCCAGCGUUGGGACGCACAGAGCCCACAUCAGCAUCGCUUUGCGCCCGAGAAAUACGCGUGCAAGGACCUUCGGGAGAACUUCUGCCGAAACCCCGACGGCUCGGAGGCGCCCUGGUGCUUCACAUCGCGGCCCGGCAUGCGCGUGGCCUUCUGCUACCAGAUCCGGCGUUGCGCAGACGAUGUGCGGCCCGAGGACUGCUACCAUGGCACGGGGGAGCGGUACCGUGGCACGGUCAGCAAAACUCGCAAGGGCGUCCAGUGCCAGCGCUGGUCCGCAGAGGCUCCGCACAAGCCGCAGUUCACACCCACCUCGGUCCCGCACGCCCAACUGGAGGAGAACUUCUGCCGGAACCCGGACAGGGAUAGCCAUGGGCCCUGGUGCUACACUACAGACCCAGGGACCCCAUUCGACUAUUGCGCCCUGCGACGCUGUGAUGGUGACCAGCCUCCAUCCAUCCUGGACCCCCCAGACCAGGUACUGUUUGAGAAGUGUGGCAAGAGAGUGGAUCUGCUGGACCAGCAUCGCUCCAUGCUGCGUGUGGUGGGAGGCCAGCCCAGCAACUCACCCUGGACAGUCAGUCUCCGCAACCGGCAGGGCCAACACUUCUGCGGGGCGUCCCUAGUGAAGGAACAAUGGGUACUGACUGCCCGACAAUGCUUCUCCUCCUGCCACAUACCUCUCACGGGCUAUGAGGUGUGGUUGGGCACCCUCUUCCAGAACCCACAACCUGGAGAGCCAGGCCUACAGCGGGUCCCAGUGGCCAAGAUGGUAUGUGGGCCCUCAGACUCCCAGCUUGUCCUGCUCAAGCUGGAAAGAGCUGUGAUCCUGAAUCAGCGAGUGGCCCUGAUCUGCCUACCCCCUAAGCGGUAUGUGGUACCUCCAGGGACCAAGUGUGAGAUCGCAGGCUGGGGUGAGACCAAAGGUACAGGUAAUGACACAGUCCUAAAUGUGGCCUCGCUGAACGUCAUCUCCAACCAGAAGUGUAAUGUCAAGCACCGAGGACGUGUACGGGAGAGUGAGAUGUGUACUGAGGGACUCUUGGCCCCGGUGGGGGCCUGUGAGGGUGACUACGGGGGCCCGCUUGCCUGCUUUACCCAUGACUGCUGGGUCCUGGAGGGAAUUAUAAUCCCCAACCGAGUGUGUGCAAGGCCCCGCUGGCCAGCUAUCUUCAUGCGUGUCUCUGUGUUUGUGGACUGGAUUCACAAGGUCAUGAGACUGGGUUAGGCAUGGCUUUGACCCCAUUUGCCUUGGGGAGGAUGAAACUUCCUAUCAGACAUAAAGCCAUUUUUCCUCUUUACAUCUGU
Molecule: messenger RNA, 2346 nt
Organism: Carlito syrichta (Philippine tarsier)
Lineage: Eukaryota; Metazoa; Chordata; Mammalia; Primates; Tarsiidae
Gene: MST1
Product: macrophage stimulating 1
Exons: 18
Coding region: 131-2266 (711 amino acids)
Biological process (GO): regulation of receptor signaling pathway via JAK-STAT; proteolysis
Molecular function (GO): serine-type endopeptidase activity; receptor tyrosine kinase binding
Source: RefSeq, a predicted model, not a curated record